UAAAUGCAUGAUGAAGAGCUUUGUCUUGAUAACAACUUUGUUUCUCUGCCUUGGCUGGAUCUCUGUCUCAGGUUCUGAGUUUCAGACUGUGGAGGUCCAGGACGGGGACGAGGUCACACUGCAGUGUUCCAACAUUUCCGCCUAUCCAACGCAGACAGACUGGUUCAGAGUGGUCAAUAAAACUAAGCCCAGCUGUGUUUCUUCUAUGUAUGGAUCUGACAGCGAAGCGUCAUUCUGUCAUGGAUUUAGAAACAGAAAUUUUAAUAUGAGUUCCAACGUCUCUUUUGUCUUCCUUCAAAUCAAGCGAGUGGAUUUAUCUGAUGUUGGACUCUAUUUCUGUGGAUUGUACAUCAGUGGGCACACAGUCAUUUCUAAUGCAGUCGAGUUAAGAAUUCAAGGUACGGAUGAAACAAAUGAUGGAGUGGAAUUUAAUGAUCAAGUGAAUGGAGUGGAAAAGUCCAGCCUUGUGCCUGUGGUCUUUGCUACACUGGCUGCUUUCUUUGUGAUGGCUGUCGUUGGUUUGGCUGUUAAGAUUGUGCCGCUUUUUUCAGCAGUGGACAAAGAACAGCAUACUCCCAGGAACAAGAAUGUGGACUCUGUUGACCUGAACUCUGCAGCGUUGAGACUCCACCCACAAACACCAAGAAGCAGAAGGCCUGCAAAAGAGACACGAGUGGAAACUCAUGUUGUUUAUGCUGCCAGUGCAUAGAGCUGAUUCUCUGUGUUCAUGAUGAGAAAGCAUGCUUAGUGGUUAAGUUUUUUUUUUUUUUUAACCCUGUACUAAACAUUUAUGUGUCUUUUUUUUCUGCCUUAAUUUGUCUUCAUCUCAAUAAAAUGAGGGUACACAAAGUUACUCAUAGGGGGAGUCAGGCGGUCUUUGGGUGGAGGCAUGAGUGAGAUACUGAUCACUUCACAGGAAGAGACUUCACACUGUGGUCUGAGCACAGCUGAACUCACAAGGCCUCUACAGCUGGUGAAAUUUGACUUUCUGCUUUUUACUAGUUCGCAUCGGCCUUUGUGCAUGUAGACAGUUAAGGAGAAAGACUUUUCACUCAUCACAAAUAUCAAAUAACUGUUGAUUUCAACACCAAGAAUAAUGCUACAUUAAAAAGAACGCUGUUGUUUCAUUCUUGAUGUAAAUGAUAAAACAAUAAAUUCUGUGGCAACAUCAGUGUUUUUGCUAGAAUUAUUUUGUGUGGAUAUAUCCCUUCAUAGGUUUUUAGAUGUGUUCUCUAACUAGAUAUGUUGAAAUUGUUAUUUUUUUUGUAUACUGACAAAAGGGGCAAAUAAAGACACAGCCAGUGUUUAUAUGGGCAGCUUUCUUCCCUGACCAUGGUCUAUG
Messenger RNA from Haplochromis burtoni (Burton's mouthbrooder), 1342 nucleotides. RefSeq lists its product as uncharacterized. The record is from RefSeq and is a predicted model, not a curated record. Lineage: Eukaryota; Metazoa; Chordata; Actinopteri; Cichliformes; Cichlidae. Gene Ontology annotation, biological process: response to bacterium. The transcript is spliced from 6 exons. The coding region runs from base 8 to 709 and encodes 233 amino acids.